This is a messenger RNA of Parnassius mnemosyne (clouded apollo), 900 nucleotides long. The record is from the annotation of a GenBank genome assembly. Lineage: Eukaryota; Metazoa; Arthropoda; Insecta; Lepidoptera; Papilionidae.
AUGUCAUCGACGUCGUCGCUGACGGGGAGAAAACUUGUGCUCAGUACGCUCCUUGAAACGGAUCACUACGAAAGCCUCAUUAAAGAAUUAACAUGCUCCAAAUGCAACAAGUACAUGAAACCACCUAUUCAUCUAUGUGUAGACGGACAUAGUUUAUGUGGGCCAUGCUAUGAAAAAAGUUACCAAUGUCAUUUAUGCAAGAAAGAGUUUUCUCUUAUCCGGCCCAUUGUACUGGAAUCUUUGGCGAAUAAGGUCUUGUUUCCAUGCACCAACGAAGGAUGUCCAAAGCACGUAAAUCUGCCUCUAUUUGACAAACACAUUGCUCAAUGUCAGUUUCGAAUCAUCAAUUGUUUUAUGGCACGAGUAUAUGGUGAUUGUUCUUGGGAAGGACGAGCUGGCGAUUGGAUGGACCACUGUUUUGAAGCUCACAAAGAGAAAGUAACUGAAUUACCAUUCAUGACAGUAAAAGACAAGUGGGAUGCUAAAAAAACAGAACCAGUUCUUAACUAUUUCUUGUUGAAGUGUUACGAGAGAAUUUUCAACGUUUAUCAAGUUUACGACAAACGAGGAGGAAGGAUGAUGUGGACUGUUCUUGUUAAUGACGAUAAUGCAGAGAAGUUUUAUUUUGAAGUGGACAUAUUUUUACCAAACUUGCCGAGUAAGAGAAUUGUUUACAGGCGACCUUGUAAGUGUGAAAAAGACGCUGAUUUCUUAGAGCACACACAAAAUGUGUACAUUCCAGUGGAAAACGUUUUUUCAAUGUUGGAUGAAAGUGAGUCGAUUAAUUUUACAAUAAGAAUUGGUGAAGUUGAGAACUUGCCGUUACUCGAGACACCUACAGCAAGCGAAAGCUUAAUACUUCUCCAUCAGGAAGACGUGAAAGAAAAUGGUCAAUUAUAA